Notolabrus celidotus (New Zealand spotty) is the source of this 1812-nucleotide messenger RNA. RefSeq names its product Wilms tumor protein homolog. Gene Ontology annotation, cellular component: nucleus. The coding region runs from base 1 to 1257 and encodes 418 amino acids. The record is from RefSeq and is a predicted model, not a curated record. The transcript is spliced from 8 exons. Lineage: Eukaryota; Metazoa; Chordata; Actinopteri; Labriformes; Labridae. Gene Ontology annotation, biological process: regulation of transcription by RNA polymerase II. Gene Ontology annotation, molecular function: RNA polymerase II cis-regulatory region sequence-specific DNA binding; DNA-binding transcription factor activity, RNA polymerase II-specific.
AUGGGUUCUGAUGUACGUGACCUGAACUCCCUGCUGCCCCCGUUCCCUACAGGCCCGAGCCCUGGCUGCCCAGCCCUGCCGGUCAGCUCAGCCCCUCAGUGGGCUCCUGUCCUGGACUUCCAUGCUGCUGGAUCCCCUUAUUCCUCCCUUGCUGCCCCCCACAGCUCCCUGGGGCCACAUUCCUUCAUCAAGCAGGAGCCCAGCUGGGGGACCAACAGUGACCCCCACCACCACGACGCUGACCCUCACUGCGGCCUCAGCGCCUUCACCGUCCACUUCUCAGGGCAGUUCACGGGGACCGGGGCCUGCAGGUAUGGAGCAUUAGGAGCACCUCUGCCUCCACCACCACCACCACCACCACCAAGUCAACCUCCAUCUGUGGCGGCCCCACACCACCACCAGUCCACCAACAGGAUGUUCAACAACCCGUCUUACCUGACCAACUACAUGGACACGCAGCAGGCAACCCACAACCAGACAGGUUACAGCGCUGUUGCAUUUGAUGGAGCCGGUAACUACAGCCACACUCCUUCACACCAUAGCUCUCAGUUCUCCAACCACCCCUUCAAACACGAAGAGGCAGUGACUCAGCAAAGUAGCUUGGGUGAGCAGCAGUAUUCUAUUCCUCCUCCAGUCUAUGGAUGCCACACGCCUUCAGACAGCUGUACAGGCAGCCAGGCUCUUCUGCUGAGAAAUCCUUAUAACAGCCAUGCCACAGGCUACGACAGUGACCCAAACACCCCCAUGGUGUACAGCUGCAGCACCCAGUACCGCAUCCACACACAUGGAGUCUUCAGAGGCAUACAGGAUGUGCGGCGUGUGCCCAGCAUUGCUCAGGCCAUGGUGCGGUCAGAGAGCAGCGAGAAGCGGCCUUUCAUGUGCGCCUACCCUGGAUGCAACAAGCGCUACUUCAAGCUGUCUCAUUUGCAGAUGCACAGUCGCAAACACACAGGGGAGAAACCGUACCAGUGUGAGUUCACAGACUGUGGCCGGAGGUUUUCUCGUUCUGACCAGCUGAAGAGACACCAGAGGAGGCACACAGGAGUUAAACCUUUCCAAUGUGAGACGUGUCAGAGAAAGUUCUCUCGCUCUGACCACCUCAAGACACACAACCGGACUCAUACAGGUAAAACAAGUGAGAAGCCUUUUAACUGCCGCUGGCCUAAUUGUCAGAAGAAGUUUGCCCGCAGCGAUGAAUUGGUGCGACACCACAGCAUGCACCAGAGGAACCUCACCAGGCUCCAGCUGACCAUCUGAGUCUGCUGUCGACCUACACCGCAGUGUUCAUGUUCAAACCUCUGUAACAUCUGUUAAUAUCGUCUGUCAAAUUAACCCCGUUCCAAAAAUACACAUAGGUGAUUAAAAAUGUAAGUAAUGGUUUGUAUUGAUGAACUGGAGACUCUUGUCUAUAUUCUGAAGUCAAAUGUAAAACUUGUGUAAAAUAAAACAGUUGAUUUGUGACAUAUGUGUGUUGAAUAGUGAGACUUUGGAGGCUGGAGCUUAAAGAAUAAUACUGUCAAUAUUUAUUAUUUGUGUCAUUAAUUUCCCUUAAAAUAAAGAAAACUAACACUGUGAAAGAAAUCCUCUCCCUCCUUUAAUUUAAAGGGACAGUUUUGUUGCUUCAAGUGGGAGGCAACCCGAGGGGCUCCAGGAAAUGAUGAAGGAUUAAUCGCUUAAAAAGUUGAUAUUAUAUGCCUUAUACCCAGUAGCUUCCUUGUAUUUAUGUUACCACUGAACCAACACACCCAUACUAAUGCAAUAUGUACCCGUACUUCCUGUCCAUCUAGUCCAUCUUUAGGCCUUCUUGUUUCC